GCCAAUGGAUUUUGGUCUGUUGGUAACCCCGGUCGAAACAAAAGUUCAAAUUCCGCGUUGUCAUUCAGACACAGUGAAAAGAGUCGGUUAACCUAAAAUAAAGCUGCUAAGGCGAGAAUGCUGCCCACUGGGGAUGUGCAAGGCUGUCUUCGUAAAUUGGAAACUCUCUUACGAAUCGUAAAGUACCCUGGACAUGUCGACUACAAUGGGCUUUGCAAAGGAGACCCCUCAGCCUUUCUGCCAAUAUUGAGCUUCUGUCUCACCACAUUCUCUCCACCUUUUGCUGAACAACUAAUGGCAGCUGGACUGGAGAUGGCAAGCAAAAGUGACCUGAGAUUCACUGACACACUCUAUAAGGUUCUGCGAGAUAUCUUUCACUAUAAGCCAGUAGUUUCCAAGGAGCAGUUCCUUCAGAAGGGCUUUGGGCAAAGAAAAAUGUCUACCCUUUGUGACAUCAUUGAUUUGGUCCUGAAGAGACACAGGGAUCUUAAUAAGCCCAGACUCAGAAAUCCUGUCGCACACAAGGAGACAAGAGGAGCAGACCAUGCAAAAUUGAAUAUGCCAGAUACUGUUUGUGAAUCAUAUGCAAAAGAUGACACAUUGGCAUUUCAGAGUGCAGUGCAGGCCUUGCAUGAUGAAGCAUACUCAUCCAAUUUGUCUGAAAAUGAGAACAUAGGCCUGACAGAAAAGAAGCAGGUGGAGGAUGACAUUCAACAUUCUUCUGAUAUAGAGCGAAAGAUUUCUGUCAUGGAAGGUCAAGUUGAGAGUCUUCUUUGUAGUCUUCAAAGGCUUAGUACCUUGGAAGCCCGUCUGGAGGAGCUAGCGAGCAGGACUAACACAGAAAAGAAGGAAGGAGAAUUGAUCACAAUAUCAAGAGAGAGCUGGGAAAAUCUAAAUGGUCGAAUCCUACUACUGGAAACCAAAUUUGAACUUGGCCACACUAAGUCAAGUGCUCCUCCACCAUCCGAGUUAUCUGCCCCAUUCUACUCUUUCGCCUCCAAUUCUGAUGCUUCCAAGAGUGAUAUAAAAGACAGACUGGAGAGGAUCGCCAACAUGAUGGCUGAAUGCGAUGCGCGAUUGACAACAAACAAGAAGAAAGGUUGAAGAGUACCUCAACUCUAAUGAAGAGUACAGACUCACCCACAACACCUUACAACGAGAUUGAUUAUUUACUUAAGUCAAAGUAACUUUAUUCACAGGAGGCCCACACUUCAUCAGUCGAGUUUCUGUUUGUGCUUGGCCUUUGAUGAUAGAGGAGGCAUAUUUAUCUCUUUUUGAUGGGAACAAAACUGAAAACUAAGUUUGGGUUAUUUCUGUUUAGCAGAAUUCAAUAAUUCUAUAAUCUGUAAUAAAUAUGCAGCACGGUAGAUGACUGCUUAGCACAUCUGCUUUAAUUCAGAGGUUAUAGGUUUGUAUUUGUUUUACUCUGUCAUAGUUAUCACUAUCUGGAAAUGAAUUGAUUGUAAAUUGUUUACAAUAAUUUGUCUUUUGUAUAUAUUUGUUUGAUUUAGUAAAGGUUUUUGGGCCGUUUUA
Molecule: messenger RNA, 1533 nt
Organism: Syngnathus typhle (broad-nosed pipefish)
Lineage: Eukaryota; Metazoa; Chordata; Actinopteri; Syngnathiformes; Syngnathidae
Product: centrosomal protein of 44 kDa-like
Exons: 12
Coding region: 118-1104 (328 amino acids)
Cellular component (GO): spindle pole; centrosome
Source: RefSeq, a predicted model, not a curated record